Messenger RNA from Cannabis sativa, 1300 nucleotides. Its product is annotated as protein OXIDATIVE STRESS 3 LIKE 4. The transcript is spliced from 2 exons. Lineage: Eukaryota; Viridiplantae; Streptophyta; Magnoliopsida; Rosales; Cannabaceae. The coding region runs from base 399 to 1163 and encodes 254 amino acids. The record is from RefSeq and is a predicted model, not a curated record.
UGUACACGUGUCCUAUUCAUUUUCCAAAUAAUAUCUCAAUAUAAAUAUAGUUGUAUCUAUUUGCGGGCGAGUUAAGCACAUUAUUUGUUUUUUGUUUUCUCUCUCUACAAACUAGAAACUGGAUAAUACCAUCAUCACCCACCAACACUCCCUAGUCUUCUUCUUAUACUUAACCUUCACCCGCUUACGCCUUGUUAUCCUGCGCACCCUCCUCCCACCCACCCAACUCUGCGUAUUUUUGUUUCCAAACGCCUUCCUCCGAUUGAUGACAGCAGCCCCCCUGAUCUGGAAGUUGAAGAGAAGACGACGAAGGAUCGGAGAAGGGUAGGAUCGUAAUUUUGUUUUCUUCUCUCUCUCUCUCUCUAUAUCUCCCUCUCUUAAAAAUUACUACGGCGUCCAUGGAGGUCUUUGUUGGACCCACCUUCGGUAUCGAUGUCUCUUCACCACCGGCGUACGUUAUGGAGUCGGCGCAGGACAAGCACGCGUCGGUCGCCUCCUGCUUGUACGGCGCUGGUUCAGAGAUCUGCCUCCCGAACAAGACUCAUCAGACUGCGGAGGAUGAGGAUGAUUCCUCUAAUUGUUCCUCUUCGAUCGGAGCUCCGGACGACAGCGAUGAUGACGCCUCAUCUCAAGGCGACGCCGACGAAGUCCAGAGCAAGUUUAGAGGCGGAUCGCUUAGUACUUUGGACUCGAUUGAAGAGGCUCUUCCGAUCAAGAGAGGAUUAUCGAACCACUUUUCUGGAAAAUCAAAAUCGUUUACGAAUUUAUCAGAGGUGAGUGCAGUAACGGAUCUUAAGAAGAAAGAGAAUCCAUUAAACAAAAGGAGGAGGAUAUUAAUAGCAUCCAAGUGGUCAAGGAAGUCAUUCUACAGUUGGUCUAACCCAAAAUCUAUGCCUCUUUUGACUCUGAACGAAGAUGAAGAAGAUGAUGAAGAACACCACCAGUUCAAAGGACAAUCAUCAUCCAUGGAGAACAACAAGCAUAAAGAACAUGAUGAUAGUCACGAUGAAUACGACGAUGAUGACGAAGACGAAGACGACGAUGGUCAAUCAUGUGGUUUUCGCCAUGGGAGGUUAUCGAAGCUUCAUGAUAGAAGACUUAACAGUUUCAAGAUAAGGAGUUGUUUCUCUCUUGCAGAUCUGCAAGAACACAAAGAAUCAUAAUUAUAAAAUAUUAAAAGUUUUUUUUUUUGUUUUUUUUUCAAUGUGAUGGAUUGUGUGUAUUUGCUAUACCCACUCCCAAGAAGAAAAAAUAAAUAAAUAAAUAAAUGACAAUAUAUCUACAAUGGCAUUAAAUUAAA